GUCUGUCUGUCAGUUUCCUUCUUCUUCUUCUUCUUCCUCAGUCCACUCUGCCAUGAACCCUAGAUUUUCCUCUCCACUGCAACAAUAAUGCCGUCAUUUCCCAAGUAUUCCACGCGUGCAUCCCCGACGUUAUCUCGCACCUCUAGAUCGAGGGUCCUGAUCUUCUCCUGCCUCGUCCUCUUCGCACUUUCCGCCUUCAUCUUUUCCCUCACCGCGUUCUUCGAUCCCGGUCGCGGCGGCUACCGCUGCCUGACUGCUGACCCGAGAUCCGUCAAAGUCUUUUGGGACCGGAAGAGUAACGCCGGGGAUGAAAACAAAAUUAAUGAUGGAUUGAAGAGGCAAAAGGUGAUGGCUUUUGUUGGGAUACAGACGGGGUUUGGAUCAACGGGUCGGAGACGGUCCUUAAGGAAGACAUGGAUGCCCUCCGAUCGCCAAGGCCUCCAACGGUUGGAAGAGGCUACCGGUUUAGCUUUUAGGUUUGUAAUAGGUAGAACAAAUGACCAAUCAAAGAUGGCAGAGCUCAAAAAGGAGGUUGCAGAAUACGACGAUUUCAUGCUGUUAGAUAUAGAGGAGGAGUACAGUAAGCUCCCUUAUAAAACGUUAGCAUUCUUUAAAGCUUCCUAUGCGCUUUUUGACUCUGAGUUUUAUGUCAAGGCUGAUGAUGACAUAUAUUUGAGGCCAGAUCGCUUGUCACUUCUUUUAGCAAAAGAGCGACCUCACACUCAGACUUACCUCGGAUGCAUGAAAAAGGGGCCAGUUUUCACUAAUCCAAAGCUCAAAUGGUAUGAACCACAAUCCUAUUUGCUUGGCACAGAAUACUUUCUUCAUGCAUAUGGGCCUAUAUAUGCUCUUUCAGCUGAUGUUGUUGUAAGUCUGGUUUCCCUCAGAAACAAUAGUUUUCGGAUGUUUAGCAAUGAGGAUGUUACAAUUGGUGCCUGGAUGCUUGCAAUGAAUGUCAACCAUGAGGAUAACAAGCAACUGUGUGAAGCAGAGUGUACCCCAUCAUCUAUUGCCGUAUGGGAUAUUCCCAAGUGUUCAGGUCUAUGUAAUCCAGAGAAUAGGUUACUAGAACUCCAUCAGAAGGAGAUCUGCUCCAAUAGUCCAACCAUGGAAUCUGAUGAAUAGCUUCAUUGACCUAAACUUCAACUUCAUUUGAAGAGCUUCUUAAGGAAAUCACUUACUCUGCCACUGAUGCCAUAACGUUCUACUUUCUUCAACUAUUCCAACAACAACAAAUUUCCCCUUCUAACCCUUCAUGAUUUUUCUGUGCAUUAUAUCAUUUUGAACUAAAGAAGUUUACAGCACGAUUUUUUUUUUUGUAAUACAGUUCUGAAUCUGAUCACAUGUUCAAACUAAAUUCUCUGCCAGAAAGUUGUAUUGAAAUUUCAAAUUUUGCCAAUAGUUCAUGCUAAAGA
Rubroshorea leprosula is the source of this 1415-nucleotide messenger RNA. Lineage: Eukaryota; Viridiplantae; Streptophyta; Magnoliopsida; Malvales; Dipterocarpaceae. The record is from the annotation of a GenBank genome assembly.